Molecule: messenger RNA, 1354 nt
Organism: Cryptomeria japonica (Japanese cedar)
Lineage: Eukaryota; Viridiplantae; Streptophyta; Pinopsida; Cupressales; Cupressaceae
Exons: 3
Coding region: 195-1160 (321 amino acids)
Source: RefSeq, a predicted model, not a curated record
AAAGUUCGAAAUUAAUCUCUGCAGCCUUUUCUCUACAUGUGUUGAAUGCAGAGAGGCUUUGGUAGUUAGGUAAUGCACAACGUGUGGGAUGGAACUGACUAAAUAUAACAAGCACUCUAGGGUUGGAAACCAUUAUUUCUUGACAGAGAAGAAAUCCAAUUGUUUUAAUCUAUUUUCAGAAGUAGCAGCAUCUGAUGGGUGUUUUUAGGGAUAUAAAGAUGAAGUUCAUUAAUGGUAUGGAAGUCGAGGCAUGCAGCAACGAACCUGGUUUUGCAGGGGCUUGGUUUGAGGGUGUUAUAGUGUCUCAGGAGGGGGGUAUGUAUCGUGUCCAGUAUGAUAAAUUUGAGACAGAUGAGGGGUAUCCCCUGAUCGAGGAGUUACAUUACUGCCAAUUAAGGCCACGCCCUCCUGAGAUGAACAUUAUUAAUUGGGCAGCUGGUGAUCAAAUUGAGGUUCUUGACAAGGAUUGUUGGUGGGAAGGUGUUAUCUCAAAGGUUCUUCUUCGUAAACAGUAUCGUGUGUACUUCCCAUGCUAUGGCAAUUGCAUGAGAUGCCACUACUCCAAUAUUCGGCCCAAGCAGGAAUGGAAGAAUGGGAAAUGGUCAUUGUCGCUUCCGGUAAGAAAACGGAAUACAUCAAAACAAGGGAAUGCAUUUGCAGAAAGUACAUAUGAGGUAGAUGAGUGCUUUCAUCGCGAAGAAUGUGUCAAAAUAAAGCAAUUUAGGUGUUCAAAAUUAGCACAACAUAUAGACAGAGGGACACUUCAUGCCAAGGGCAUUUUUGUUGAUGCGUCUCUAAUGAAUACUGAUUAUAAAGAUUAUUUUGUUUCAACUACUGAGAGCCAUACUGCUUUUGCUCUUGCAUGUCAAGACGAAAGAGAUAAAGUGGUAAACAAGAGAAAGAGUACUUACUAUCACACCACAGAACUGCCUACCCAUAGGGAGAAUCAAAACAAAAAUGGAAUUCACUUAGCAGAUGACCACAAUGUAUCCUUACAUAAGCUGGAAUUAUUUGCAUAUCACUCUGUGUUACAGGCUUUUCAUGCUCAAGGUUCAUUAAGCUGGGAAAGAGAAAUUUUACUGACCAAUCUCCGAUUUGAAUUGCAUAUUUCUUGUCAAGAGCACACAUAUAUGCUGGAACAACUUGCAUGUGGUUUUUGAUGUAAAAUUGUACAGUUCUCAAUUGCAUAUAUUGUAACAAAAUGUCCUCUCAAGGAUUGUAACUAACAAUCUUUGGAAUUUGAUUAAACAUAGUUUUGAUGAAGAAAUAGUGAGUAGCCUUCUUUGUGUAAUGUCCAAGAUCAUUAUCAAUGUGAAGAACAUUGGCAACAUAGUGAAAUUCAGAUUUUUGUGUU